UCUUUUAUUUUUUUCUCUCACACCCUAUUUCUUUCUUUCUUUCUUUCUUCAUUGCACUUUCUUUUUUUUUUAUCAUAAUACGAACAUGAAUCUCUGGUGAUAAUGGUCGAUUCUACUACUAUUUCUAUGAACAGCAAUGAACCAAUGCCAUCUCCUUCUUUGACCAAAAGGAUAAAAGACCGAUUACCCACUUUAGAAGCUGUACGAAAAACUACCAAGGUAUGCAUAUCGUUAUUGAUUGGCUUUAUUAUGAACAUGGAUGGAACAACAAAGCAAGCUAUUGGAUCAGGCACUCUCUUCGUUGUUAUUACUUGUCUCUUUUACUUUCCUAAUAGAUCUCUUGGAGUGGUAUUGGAAUCAAUCAUGUAUGGAACGGCAGGAUCUCUUCUUAGCGCGGCAUGGUGUACUUUGGGCAUGUUUUUGGCAAAUCUAGCAAGAAAUCCUUUGGAAUCAGAACCAAUUCAAGCUGCCUCAAGUGCUGUAUUGGCUGUUUUCUUAUUUUUUGGUACUUUUGUCGUCAACUAUAUUCGGGUCUAAUUUCGCCUGCAUCUUCGCCUGUAUUAUCUUGACGAUGACAAUGACAAGUGCAAGCAGUAUACCUGGAUUUCAACCUGCGGUGAUGGUAACUAUAAACAAGAAUUUUUAGUG
Molecule: messenger RNA, 648 nt
Organism: Halteromyces radiatus
Lineage: Eukaryota; Fungi; Mucoromycota; Mucoromycetes; Mucorales; Cunninghamellaceae
Exons: 6
Coding region: 103-537 (144 amino acids)
Source: RefSeq, a predicted model, not a curated record